Sycon ciliatum is the source of this 1612-nucleotide messenger RNA. RefSeq names its product CDC42 small effector protein 2-like. Lineage: Eukaryota; Metazoa; Porifera; Calcarea; Leucosolenida; Sycettidae. The transcript has 5 exons. Bases 282 to 506 code for a protein of 74 amino acids. The record is from RefSeq and is a predicted model, not a curated record. Gene Ontology annotation, biological process: regulation of Rho protein signal transduction. Gene Ontology annotation, cellular component: plasma membrane. Gene Ontology annotation, molecular function: small GTPase binding.
GAUUUCGUGCAGUUUUUAGCAACGGUCGUUGGCGUUGUUGUCCUGUGCUUGACUGUAUGAUAGUGUUUGUAGGUUAUCGCGGAGUAAUUUCUACUGCAAGCUGUCCAACGUAGGGAUCCCAACUGUUCUUGGAGCUUAGAAUUUAUCCACCACAUUUACGACAGGGUUGGGACGAUUGGAUAUCUGGCAUGGUGGUUGAUAAUCGGCAGUGUUUAUGAACCAAAUUCUAUUGGGCCCUGAUCACACUCGGAGCUUGCCGUAAACGGUUUGGAAUAGGCGGUAUGUCGUUUCUGGGCACAAUUUGCCCAUGCUUGAAAGCCGAGGAGCCACCACCACGACGGAAGAAGAUCGAUCGAGCGAUGAUCGGAGAGCCAAGCAAUUUUGUGCACACGGGGCACAUCGGAUCUGGCGAUAUGGGUGGCGGAGCUUCAUCAGCGCUUUCGGAAAUUCAGCAGCGAAUGGAAUCGAAGGGAGGCUACCAGGCGAAUGGAACAGCAGCGGAAUGAAAUCGACAAUGCUUGAUUUGCCGCCUUCAGAUUUCGAUCCUCAUUCUCAAGCGCUCGGUCGCAUUAGCAUAUUUACUUUAUCCGGGUUGGAUGCAUGGCCGCAUGGGUGGGCGUUCCUUCACCGCAACCACCGCCGCCGGCGUCGGAAGCCACUCACUACUAGUAGUAGCACUAGUUCACACGACUGGCUCAUCCAGCUUCGCUGUAAAUAUCCGUUCCUCGACAUCAUCAAACGUGCGAGGCUGAGUUUAGGAUUUUCCCUCCCCCGUGUUGCACAGCGCAACAAUAAAUUUAUUUGUACAGUUCAGCCUAUUUUUUUGCUCCAUGAUGUAUUUCUUUCCUUUCUCACAUGAAAAUUUUAAGAUCUUGAAAUACCCCACAACAGAUCCGCCAGCGUGCCCUUUCCCGUCGUCUCCCGGUCUUUUAGCCUUCAUUUUUUUUAUACCAGCCACUUGUGUUUCUUUUCAGAGACGGAAAGAAGAGUAUGCCAGCAGCGCGUCUUGCUCAGUGCUAUGCACUGGCAUCCGCGCCCCGCUGUGAACAAGUUAGUGCUGUGGUAGUCAGGGUAUCUCUUGACUGCACUCGCGUGUGCGCUCGUGCCAUACCUCCACCCGUUUUGUUGUCGUCUUGCUGACUAUUCUCCUGCUAUUCCUUUGUUAUCCUAGCUCCCGAAUCUGUUUGGGUGCCAGCUUUUUGUUUGGUCUUGUACGCUACCUCACCUCUUGUCAGACUGUUGUCCGUCACCUGGCAGAUCCCAUUCGCAUGACAGUGUACACACCUAAAGCAUGUCUCCCCUUAUUUGCAUAGAUAACGAAAUAUCAUCCCCCUUUUUCCUUCUUUUUUUCAUUUUCAUCAUGCUUUUGUUUCUUGAUGGUGGCUGCUCUUUUGGUUGUUGUCUGUGCAGCCUUCUUGACACUUUACGCUGAAUUGGACAUAAUGGUUUUUCUUCUGUAGUUCUCCUGUGGAUUUGGAUUUGUGGAAUUAAUAUUAUAGUGAGAUGGUCUCAUUUUUGAUUCUUACCCUUGUUGCUUUCUCUGAUAUAGACCUAGUUGUGCCGACUACCAGAUUAAUUAUUAUUGUUGUGGAGAUAGUUCUUCCAAACCGAA